AGUGGAGCUCUGAGUUUUGAAUCAGUGGCGGCGAAUUCCUCGCUCGCCCGGCGUCCGGGUUGUUGGAAGAAUGCGAAGCCCGAGCGCGGCAUGGCUGCUGGGGAGCGCCAUCCUGCUGGCGGCCUCUGCCUCGGGUGACCGCACGAUCCAAGGCUUCAAUAGAUCCUCUAAAGGAAGAAGUCUCAUUGGUAAGACUGACUCAUCUCUGAUCUCUGGGAAAGUGGAUCCAGGCUUUUCCAUCGAUGAGUUUUCUGCCUCCAUCCUCACUGGAAAACUGACUACUGUCUUUCUUCCAAUUGUCUACACGAUUGUAUUUAUAGUUGGUUUGCCAAGUAAUGGCAUGGCCCUGUGGGUUUUUCUUUUCCGAACAAAGAAAAAGCACCCCGCUGUGAUUUACAUGGCCAAUCUGGCCUUGGCAGAUCUACUUUCUAUCAUCUGGUUCCCUCUGAAGAUUGCCUAUCAUAUCCAUGGCAACAACUGGAUUUACGGGGAAGCGCUUUGCAAGGUACUCAUUGGCUUUUUCUACGGCAACAUGUAUUGUUCCAUUCUCUUUAUGACCUGCCUCAGCGUGCAGAGGUACUGGGUUAUCGUGAACCCCAUUGUGCAUGCCAGGAAGAAGGCCAACAUUGCCAUUGGUGUCUCCCUGGGAAUAUGGCUGCUGAUUCUGCUGGUUACCAUCCCCUUGUAUGUCGUGAAGCAGACCAGUCACAUCCCAGCCCUUAACAUCACGACCUGUCACGAUGUUUUGCCUGAGGAGGUGUUGGUGGCGGACAUGUUCAAUUAUUUCCUCUCUCUGGCCAUUGGAAUCUUUCUGUUCCCAGCCUUCCUCACAGCUUCUGCCUAUGUGCUGAUGAUCAGAACACUUCGAUCUUCUGCCAUAGAUGAAAACUCGGGAAAGAAGAGGAGGAGAGCCAUCAAACUCAUUGUCACCGUCCUGGCCAUGUACCUGAUCUGCUUCACUCCUAGUAACCUCCUGCUUGUGGUGCAUUAUUUCCUGAUUAAACAGCGGGGCCAGAGCCAUGUGUAUGCCCUGUACAUCGCAGCCCUCUGCCUCUCCACCCUCAAUAGCUGCAUUGACCCCUUUGUCUAUUACUUUGUGUCACAGGACUUCAGGGAUCAUGCAAAGAAUGCUGUCCUUUGCCGAAGCGUACGCACGGUAAAGCGGAUGCAAAUAUCCCUCUCAUCUAAGAAAUCCUCCAGGAAAUCCAGCUCUUACUCUUCAAGUUCAACCACAGUUAAAACCUCCUACUGAGUUUUCCAGCUCCUCUGGUGGAAGUUUUACAAGAGAGUUUGGAGCCUGCUUAAUGUGGUGGGGAUGUUUCUGUUGUUUCCUAAGCCAAGCAGUUCUCACCACAUACCAUGUAUAUGCAGCCACUCUCAGGAUUGCUGGAAGCUUCCCUAUUUGCAUGAGGAAAACCCCCAAAUUACAUGGAUGUCAGUUUCAGAAUUCCUCUACUCAGAUGCUCCCGGAAAUGGAACUUACAGAAACAGACUUUUUAGAAGGUGGCGAAAACACAGAAACCAAGUGACUUGCAAAAAAAAACUAGUUUUGGUGUGAAGACUAACUUCUUAGCUGAAAUCCAUUUCUUGUACAUCAAUCACAGUCUUCUUAGGGCUUAAGGGCCCUCAGAGAUGAUCAGUCCACUUGACUGACUUGACAGAUGUGGAAAAGAAAAGGUGAAGGGGCUGUCCAGAGUCCAGAGUCGGGUUUCCAGCCAAUGGCAGCAAAUUAGCAUUGGACAGCAGAAUUGGUCAUGGGCGUUCUUUUACCACUCAUCGAAAUCCUUGAGUAUCUUGUUUAAAAAUGAAUGUUCGUCAGACUUAGGAAUGAGAGCUCAGAGUCUGGGAACAGAGCCCAGGAACCUGCAUUUUAACAAUCCUCUGCCUGAUGCUCACACACAACAAGGUUUGUGAACCACUGGUCUGGGUGCUGCAUCCACUUGACAAGGUGCCAUGGUGGUUUUUAAACGAAAAGCAAACAGAAUGCUUUGUGUCUCUUUUUUUGUUCAGCUUGUAAUGAAAUCUGUUGACUUAUUGGGGCUUUCAAUUUCUUUAUUAAUCUUUUGAGCUUUUGUAUGUAUCAUUGUCAAUUCAAGGAAAAUACAAUAAGGAUUUAAAAAAUGGAAAUACAGAUUUUUGUGUAACUUUUUAUUGACUUCAGCAAACUCUUCAGGUAGUCCGAGUUUUACAACUGAGAAUACAAGUGCCCAUGUAGUAUUGUAAGGAAUUAUUGUUAGACUAUUUAUUGUCAGUUUUGUUCUCUUGCUAUCAAAUAUGAAGUUAUAAAGUCUUCAUUGGUUUUGAACCACAUCUGUUUGGAAAAGAACAGUAAGAUAGAUGUGAUUUGCAAUAUAUUUAAGAGGUACUUGACUCCAAACUGACCUUAUAUAACUGUUGUAUUUGUGAUUUUUUGAAAGUUUAUCUUAUUGUAUGAUUUAUAAAUAACACCUGAAUUUUUUUCACAACUUAUUUCUGUGCAUGCUCGUGUGUGUGGUGUGUGGGGGUGUUUGAAGGAAGGAAAGUAAUAAGGGAAGCAACAACAUCGCUCUUCUAAGAAGAAAUGAUGUGAUACACAUUUUUACAUAAAUAGGAUCGUACUGUACAUAUUGCUCUCUGAUAAUUGUUUUUCAUUUAACCCCAUUUUAGAGUUCUUUCUAUGUCUGCAUCUAUAGGUUGCAGUUUUAAAGGAUAUAGACUAUUUAAUAUUUUGCAUAUAUUGUGAUGUAUUUAGUCAUUUCCCUACCUGUGGUUCCUGAAGUUGUCCCUCCUCCCCUUUGUGCAGACAUCUUUGUGAAUAUUUCUGUAGGAUGAGUUCCUGGAAGUUGAAUGGCCAGCUGAAAAGUUAGAUGCCUGUUUUAAAUUUUGGUAACUCUUGCCAGAUGGCCUUCAGUAAUUUAUACUUCUACCAAAAAAUACAUUUGUACCAAUUUUCUGAAAUGCUCAUCCAUACUUGAUCUACCAGUCUUCUGAAAUUUUACCAAUCUGAUUGGGGGCGAAAAAAACCUCAACUCUUAAUUUGUAUUGAAGCAGCAUAGCCUAGUGGCUAAGAGUGCAGGUCCUGAGCUGCCAGGCAGGGCUGAAUUCUGACUCCUUCAAUUUUUUGUUUUGUUAACUUAGGGAAGCUACUUCUCUGUGUCUCAGUUUCCUCAUCUGUAAAAUGAUGACGAUAAUAUCUUCCUCAUAGAGUUAUUAGGAUUAAAUGUUUGGCACAUUUAUGUGCUCAUAAAUAUAUAAUUUGUUAUAUUAUGCCUCUGUCUGCUAAUGAGAUCUCAUUUCUGAUCUGUCACUUUUUUACUUCAGUGCCAGUUGUAUCCUGCCUUCCUUGCUUUCUCUGCUUUGAGUUUCCUAGCAGGCUUGUGAGGUUGUCCCAUUUUACAGGUAAGAAAGCAAAAGAUGGUGGAUACAGGAUAAAAGGGAGCAGAAACAAAUGGCUCACAUGCCUUGCAGGUGGUCUAUGGGCUGAUUCAGUGGAAAAAAAUUUUUUGGUAUUUGCCAUUUCUUUAUUAGUCAUUUUUAUAAUACAUGCUGAUGUUAAAAAACAAACUGAACAAAAAUAUA
This is a messenger RNA of Rhinolophus ferrumequinum (greater horseshoe bat), 3558 nucleotides long. It is a transcript of the gene F2RL1, whose product is annotated as F2R like trypsin receptor 1. Gene Ontology annotation, biological process: thrombin-activated receptor signaling pathway; phospholipase C-activating G protein-coupled receptor signaling pathway; blood coagulation. Gene Ontology annotation, molecular function: thrombin-activated receptor activity. Gene Ontology annotation, cellular component: membrane. Bases 71 to 1252 code for a protein of 393 amino acids. The transcript has 2 exons. The record is from RefSeq and is a predicted model, not a curated record. Lineage: Eukaryota; Metazoa; Chordata; Mammalia; Chiroptera; Rhinolophidae.